Messenger RNA from Coregonus clupeaformis (lake whitefish), 2687 nucleotides. RefSeq names its product inositol-trisphosphate 3-kinase B-like. NCBI's taxonomy places the organism in Eukaryota, Metazoa, Chordata, Actinopteri, Salmoniformes, Salmonidae. Gene Ontology annotation, cellular component: nucleus; cytoplasm. Gene Ontology annotation, biological process: inositol phosphate biosynthetic process. The record is from RefSeq and is a predicted model, not a curated record. Bases 514 to 2571 code for a protein of 685 amino acids. The transcript has 8 exons. Gene Ontology annotation, molecular function: inositol-1,4,5-trisphosphate 3-kinase activity; inositol tetrakisphosphate kinase activity.
UGUUUGUUGCGUAGUAAUGACUGUCUGUGUCUACUUCCUUCCUGCUUUAUGUAGUAGCCUACACUAAGCAAACAACAGCCUAGUAGCCUACUAGCCUACUACGCGGAUGCGAGGUGUUGAAGAACUCAAGUGGUCAUAAGAGCAAGUAUUUUGGACACGCAGCGGGAGAAAAAGUUCAUUUCUGCGAGAACCGACCGUCCUUUUGCCUGAAGAAGAUUGUGUGUUGUGUGAAGUUCGCGCAACAGAUAUUGAAUGUUCUGAGACGCGCUGGAUUGCAUUCUGUGCUGUAGACAUUCUCAUCGGCUUUGAUGGUUGGUCGGACAGCCACCCGUUCGAUAUUGGAGAACUCAUAGAGGGGUUUCUAUUAGGACGAGGUGUCUGUUAGUACAAGCAGGGAAUUCCACCUCUCCUCUCACAUACUCCACCAAAUGCUAUGGUGGUGUGUAGAUGCCAGAGCACCAACCAGGACUAGGGCUAGAUGGGAGCCCAUACUGACAGUAUCAGCCUGAUACUAUGGCUGCUUAUGCCCUGAGCAGUCUGAUUAUGAUGAAUAGCAACAAUCUGAAGAGUGAGAGUAGCCCUCGGACUGGGAGGCCUGUGCUGCCUGUGCCAGGCCGCUCCACCUACUGCCAGCUCCAGGUGACUGGGGGCCCCUACAGCCCUGGCAGUCUGAGUCCUGGCUCCCCUGGGGGCUCCUUCGUCUUUCCCCCCUCUCCAGGCCCCAGCAGCCCCAGGGCCCGCUCCCCCUGCCGCCACCCUGAUACCCUGGGGGUGAUCGUGGGCAACCGUGUCCGCCGGCUCAGCAGCAACGGAGAUGAGGAGGCCCCAAACGGGGAAGUGAAGCGCACAGUGCAGCUCCUGCAGAUCCACCGGGAGCUCCUGAAUGUGGAGGUCAACAAGAAGGUGGGUCUGUUCGAGGCCCAGAUCUCUGGCCUGCGCACCCAGGUUCAGAACGCUGAGAUCCAGCGCAGCCCUAGGUCCCUGCGCAGAACAGGCCCAGCCUCCCAGGCCAGCCGGCCCACCCAGGUGCCCACCUCCAACCCCCCACAGAGAGACUUCUCUCCAAGCAUUCCCAAGGAACUCCAGAAUGGGAAAUGGUGUCUCCGCUCGGAGCAGGGAGUAACGGGGAACAGCAGAAUGGAAAAUAGCACGGCUGACCCAAAUACGGAACAGGGAAGUCUGCUUGUGAAGAAAUCAGCAGGAACUUGGGCCCAAGCUGACAGUUCAGCGAGCAGUCACUCCCCGAGUACACUGGGGAUUGGCAGCUUCUUGGCAGGCAGCGACAGUGAGCGCCCUGCGGAGUGGGCCCAGACCUGUCUGACAAAGGCAGGAACGGAGCCAACGGAAACCCAGCUGCAAGCAGCCUCGGCCUGGGCCGACAGAGAGGGGAGCUGCCCAGAGGUGGGGACCACCAUCCCAGCCGUCAUAGUAACGGACCACGGGAUGGAGGCCCAGGGAGAAGGCUGUGAUCCAAGCAGCGCGCCCCAGCACAGCCCCAGGUCAUCCCGAGCCCUGAGGAAGCUGUCCUCCUCCUCAGCCUCUUCCACAGGCUUCUCCUCCUCCUGGGAGGAAUCAGAGGACGACAUCUCCAGCGACCCAGAGAGAGCCGAGGGACUGUCACCUGCCCUCCUUAACACCCAGCAGAAAGCUCACAAGUCAUGGAAGAAGAUCAAGAACAUGGUCCAUUGGUCUCCUUUCGUCAUGUCCUUCAAGAAGAAGUACCCUUGGAUCCAGCUGGCGGGUCAUGCAGGCAGUUUCAAGGCGGGGGCUAACGGGCGGAUCCUGAAGAAGCACUGUGACUGUGAGCAGCGCUGCCUGGACUGGCUGAUGAAUGACGUGCUGCGGCCCUACGUACCGGCCUACCACGGAGACGUUGAGAAAGACGGGGAGAAGUACAACCAGAUGGAUGACCUGCUCUCUGAGUUCGACCUGCCCUGCGUCAUGGACUGCAAGAUGGGUGUCAGGACAUACCUGGAGGAGGAGCUGACCAAGGCCCGUAAAAAGCCCAGUCUGAGGAAGGACAUGUACCAAAAGAUGGUGGAGGUGGACCCCCUGGCACCCACGCCAGAGGAGCAGGAGCAGCAGGCGGUCACCAAGCCCCGCUACAUGCAGUGGAGAGAGACCAUCAGCUCCACCGGUACACUGGGCUUCCGCAUCGAGGGCAUCAAGAAGGAAGACGGGACAGUAAACAGAGACUUUAAAAAGACCAGGAGCAGGGAGCAAGUGACAGAAGCAUUCACCGACUUUGUCAAAGGAAACCAGAACAUCCUGAACUGUUAUCUGGACAGACUGAAGGAAAUCAGGAACACUCUGGAAAUAUCAACCUUCUUCAAGACCCAUGAGGUGAUUGGCAGCUCACUGCUGUUCGUCCAUGACAAGCGGGAACAGGCCAAGGUGUGGAUGAUAGACUUUGGGAAGACCACCCCUCUGCCUGAGGGACAGGUCCUGAGUCACAGAGCCACCUGGGAGGAGGGCAACCGUGAGGACGGCUACCUCUAUGGCCUGGACCACCUUAUAGACAUUCUCACCCAAAUGGUGGUGACCUCAGAGCCAGGGCCAGACCCACUCUGAGAGGACCGUCCUGUCACCUCUGUCAACCUCGACCCUACCCCCCUGGCAGGACCACCACCUCGCACUACAGUGACGCCUCUGGUGUCCCCAAAAAGCUAUCCUUCUCUCCCUCCCUC